AUGGCUUCCUCUUCCCCCAAGCCAUCUAAACGCUAUAGCGUUCGAUCCAUUAGCUUGCCUGCUAGAUCUCAUCCGAGCACAUUAAGAGUUGAAGAACAGCUAAACAAGAUUAAAUCUUGGGAGGCUUCAUCGUCAAAAAGGGUAGAAACGUUAUGCCUUGGUCUAUCCCUGCUAGGUGAAUUGUAUAGAUGCAUCGAUGAUCUUCUGAAUUUGCCAUUGACCCAACAAGCUCUUGCCCAACAGCAACACCAGAAAUGGGUCAAUGACUUGCUUGAAGGUUCCUUGGGAUACUUGGAUGUGUGUGGCAAAACCAGGGAUGCUAUUCUCUCAAUGCAAGAAUCCAUUCGAGAACUUCAAUCAGCUCUUCGCCGAAAAAGGGUUGGAGACUUGAGUGUUGAAAGCAUUGUCACUUCUUAUACUUGUUCAAGAAGACUGAUGAAAAAGGAGAUUGUCAAGUCUCUAGCAUCCUUGAAGCCGAUAGAUCAUAACCAAUUCGGGGAUCUCCCCAUGUCAGAUCUAGAUGAUCCCCUCCCCGCAGUGGUCAGAGUGCUUGCAGAAACAAGCUUCAGUACUAUUUCAAUCUUUCACUCGCUGUUGUUAUUCCUUUCGGUGCCAGUGUUGAAACCAAAGCCUAGCAGUAGCAGGUGGUCAUUGGUUUUCAAACAAUUGCAGAAAGGUGUACUUGCAGGCAAAGACCAACAGGCCGGAAACAUGCAGAAUGAGUUGGAGAGGGUGGAUACAGCAGUUGGCAACCUCUUGAUGCACAAUUCAAGCGAAGAUACGGAGGCACAAAGGAUACAAUCUGCACAGAUUAGGUUGGGUGCUUUGGAUGUUAGCAUGGAAGGCCUUGAGAAAGGUUUGGAAUGCUUGUUUAGGCGCUUGAUCCAAGCAAGAGUAUUGAUCCUAAAUAUAAUUUCUAACUAG
Messenger RNA from Juglans regia (Persian walnut), 924 nucleotides. RefSeq lists its product as uncharacterized. Gene Ontology annotation, biological process: root development; shoot system development. The coding region runs from base 1 to 924 and encodes 307 amino acids. The transcript has a single exon. The record is from RefSeq and is a predicted model, not a curated record. NCBI's taxonomy places the organism in Eukaryota, Viridiplantae, Streptophyta, Magnoliopsida, Fagales, Juglandaceae.